Durusdinium trenchii is the source of this 1035-nucleotide messenger RNA. The record is from the annotation of a GenBank genome assembly. NCBI's taxonomy places the organism in Eukaryota, Dinophyceae, Suessiales, Symbiodiniaceae.
AUGGACCGGUGCCUGGCACAGGUCUGUCGGUUACGUGAGCCCCGCUGGGCGGUGAUGGAGUCAAUCAUCCACAAGGCGCUCCACAGAUACACGGUGCGCGCCAAGGCGGGCGGAGCGCAAAGUGCCUGCGACGGCGGGAAGAAGGUGAAGAGCGUCGGCUCCUCGCUCCGCCGCCACGGGGAGCAACGCUUGGCCGAGGACAUCAAGGAGCGCAGCUCCGCGGAGCGCGGGCCGCAUGAGCUGCUGACGGUGAAAUGGGCCGAAGAGCUGAGUGCCUGCGAGUUGAUCUUGGUCUCAGUCUCGAAGCGGAUGAAGUCCACGCUGCUGGGCACUGAGAAGGAACCCUUCUUGCCGGAGCCGCACCGGAUCCGGAAGCUGCCCUUCAUGAUGGGGAAACCCACCUUUGAGGCUGUCAAGUCUGCCUACUUCAGGGCAGCCAGCCUGGUCUUCUGCGAGGAGAAGGUGGCGGAGGUCAUGUCAGCCCGCUUCAACCCCCGGGAAGAGCCCGAGAAGCCCUCGAAACUGGAGAAGCCGCCUGAGAAGGUGCCAGAGAAAGAGCCGGAGGCGGCGCCGGAGCCGGUGAAGUACUGUGAAGAGGAGGAUCCCCUCUUCACUGCGCUUCAUGCGGCGGCGCUCGCAGAUGACGUCGAUCAGAUCUGGGAGGAGUUGGAAGAGGGCGGCGACCCGACGGCGCGCGACAGCAAGGGCCGUGUGGCCUACUACCUCUGCAGCAGUGCGGGUGCGCGCGAGGCCUUCCGCCGGUGGCGCGGGCAGAACGAAGAGGCCUGGGAGUGGGAGAAGGCGCAGGUGCCGGAGGGCAUCACCGAGGCCUCGGAGCAACGGAAGAGAGAAAAGGAGAAGGAGACGGGGGAGAAGCGGCAACUCGAGGAGGCUCGGGUCAAAUGUGACAAGUGCCAAACGCCCAUCACGGCCAAACCCUUCUCCCGGCUCAACUACCUCUACUGCUCCUUUGACUGCUCCAACCAACACCGCCGCGACUUGCAAGCCGAAGCGGCCCUGAAACGCCUGGGCUAA